This is a messenger RNA of Phasianus colchicus (ring-necked pheasant), 5295 nucleotides long. RefSeq names its product ubiquitin specific peptidase 10 (gene USP10). NCBI's taxonomy places the organism in Eukaryota, Metazoa, Chordata, Aves, Galliformes, Phasianidae. Gene Ontology annotation, cellular component: early endosome; nucleus; cytosol. Gene Ontology annotation, biological process: protein deubiquitination; regulation of autophagy; DNA damage response, signal transduction by p53 class mediator. Gene Ontology annotation, molecular function: cysteine-type deubiquitinase activity. The record is from RefSeq and is a predicted model, not a curated record.
CUGUGCGCAGGCGCAGUGCGCGCCGCCUGCCCGCCCGGCUGGUGCGUGCGAGAGAGAAGAUGGCGGCGGCGGGGGCAGCAGCGUGAGGCGCACGGGAGACGCCGAGCUCCCUACGGAAGCGGGCCGUCAUGGCCGUGAACGGCGCUCAGUAUAUUUUUGGGGAGUUCAGCCCUGAUGAGUUUAAUCAGUUCUUUGUGACUCCACGUUGCUCUGUUGAGCUUCCCCCUUACAAUGAAACAGUUUCAUGCGGCAUUAAGUCCACAGGGGAGGAGUAUCAGAGAAUUGAAUUUGGUGUUAAUGAAGUCAUUGAAACGGAAUCUUCUGUACUAAAUAACACCGACUACAGUAUUUCAAGCACUCUGAAUCCUCAGGCUCCAGAAUUCAUUCUCAGUUGUGCACCUGCUCAGAAAACCCCUGAUGACAGUCUCGGUGAAACAAACUACAACUCAAUUGACUGCCAGUUCUCUGACCCAACCCUCACUCUGGAUAGUGGUUCUAAUGCUGAUAAUGACGGCUUGUCUGGAGGCCUUGGACAGAGGGAGCGUAAAAAGAAGAAAAAAAGACCCCCUGGAUACUACAGUUAUUUGGAAGAUGUCAGUGAUGGCAUGGCUCCCACAGAAGCUCUUGUAAAUGGCCACGCAAAUUCCUCGGGACUUAACAGCACUGAGGAUACAGAACUGACGGGGGACAUCCCCUCUCUGGCCACACCAAGGACUUGCAACAGCCCGGACAAUUCUGUGGACUUCGUUCACGAAGCUGUUUCUGAUGAUUCUGUUUCUAGCGCACUAGACAAUACCAGGACUGCAGGGCAGCCUGAGGUAUGCAGGGUUACUAAUUCUGAACAGUUUUGCAUCCCCUCAGAGACUGGCAGAGAUAGCCCUUUAAGGACAGCUGUUGUACAGCCUUAUGCUGGUACUGAUACUACUGAAAGUCAUGGCGUUACUAAUGGACAAACACUUGAAUCCUCUGGUGAGGACACAGCUGCCAAUGGGGUAGAAUUGCACACUGUGGAAAGCACUGACUCAGACCAAGCUAAGCCUGAGGAAGCUUCACCUACUACUGAGGCAACAGCCACGGUUGCAGGAUCAGUCCCUGUUAAUCAGCCUGCGAAAUCGUGGGCUAGUCUUUUUCACAAUUCCAAGCCCUCUGCUUCCACAUCUGUGGUCUAUGUUGAGACUAAGUAUACCCCUCCUGCCACAUCUACUCUGGUCCCUGAAAAACAGGUUGAAGUCAAAGAGGGGCCUGUUCCAGUUUCAGAGGAUCCUGUAGCCAUAAAGAUUGCAGAAUUACUGGAAAAUGUAAAACUAGUACAUAAACCAGUGUCUUUGCAACCUCGAGGGCUGAUCAACAAAGGAAACUGGUGCUACAUCAAUGCCACCCUGCAAGCCUUGGUUGCUUGCCCUCCAAUGUAUCAUUUAAUGAAGUCCAUUCCAAUGUAUUCAAAAUCACAGCGGCCGUGUACAUCAACACCAAUGAUAGACAGUUUUGUUCGUUUAAUGAAUGAGUUCACUAAUAUGCCUGUACCUCCUAAAGCAAAACAAGCUUUAGGUGAUAAAAUUGUGAGGGACAUCCGACCAGGAGCUGCCUUUGAACCUACGUAUAUUUAUAGACUUCUGACGGUUAUCAAGUCAAGUCUGUCAGAGAAGGGCAGGCAAGAGGAUGCUGAAGAAUACUUGGGAUUUAUUCUUAAUGGACUACAUGAAGAAAUGCUGACCCUAAAGAAACUUCUCUCUCCACCUAAUGAAAAACUCUCUGUUUCCAAUGGCCCUGAGGUUCAGACUGUUCAUGAGGAAGAGGAGCAAGAUGAGCAAGGAGAAGGCAGUGAAGAUGAAUGGGAGCAAGUGGGACCUCGCAACAAAUCCUCAGUCACUCGACAGGCUGACUUUGUUCAGACUCCAAUAACUGAUAUUUUUGGUGGUCACAUAAGAUCUGUUGUUUACCAGCAGAGUUCUAAAGAGUCUGCUACGCUGCAACCUUUCUUCACCCUGCAACUGGAUAUCCAGUCUGACAAGAUACGCACCGUCCAGGAUGCAUUGGAAAGUUUGGUAGCAAGAGAGUCUGUCCAGGGUUAUACCACAAAAACCAAGCAAGAGGUGGAGAUCAGUCGAAGAGUGACACUAGAAGAACUCCCCCCUGUCCUUGUUUUACACCUCAAGAGGUUUGUGUAUGAGAAGACUGGCGGAUGUCAGAAGCUUAUCAAGAAUAUUGAGUAUCCUGUUGAUCUGGAAAUUAGUAAAGAGCUACUAUCUCCUGGUGUGAAAAGUAAAAUUUUUAAAGGCCAAAGAACCUACCGGCUCUUUGCAGUUGUUUAUCAUCACGGAAACAGCGCAACUGGUGGCCAUUACACUACGGACGUCUUCCAAAUCGGGCUCAACGGCUGGUUACGCAUCGAUGACCAGGCAGUGAAGGUGAUCAAUCAGUACCAGGUGGUGAAGCCGUCUGCAGAACGCACAGCCUACCUCCUGUACUACCGCCGAGUUGACCUGCUGUGAAACUUCUCCCUCUAUGCUGUGUGUGCAAGAUACCUGCUUUGUAGAACGCCAACUAUCACUAACUUUUUUUCCUUCUCCUGUAAAUGCUCUUUUGAGUGAAUCUCUUUUUUUUCUUUUUUUUUUUUUUUCUUUUCCCUUGCAACUAUGGGAUAGAGUGAAAAAGGAAACUACCGUGGGUUUGUGCACAACAUAGUUUGUGUUGACUUUGACUUUGCAGAAUGGAGUCACUGGGUUGAAAGACUCGAGUCUCGUGAAUCACAAAAAUAAAAAAAAUUUAAAAAUUAAAAAAAAAUAAAAAUAAAAAAAAAAAUCUGAAUUAAUGCUGAAUCCUAAGAUAAUAAACAGGGGAUUUGCAUUUGAUUCCCACUUUCUAAUUGCGUAGUAGAAGAAAACAGUGCACCAGCAACAGAACUUGUAGAUUUCUGUGAAAAUGUUUUAUCUUUACUUAAUUAAAAUAAAAAAAAUAAAAAAUAAAAAAAAUAAAAAUAAAAAAUACAAAAGCGCUCUCUGCUCCCCCAAUAGUUUUUGAUAAGUGGUAAAAGAUGAGCCAAUGUGUAUGAGAUGGAGAUGGUCCUGUGUGCUUCAAAAAUGGACAAACGUACAAAAUGCAGAGUUGCUGGUUCCUAAUAGGAAGACACAUUUUAAUAAUUGUGUGAUGAGAAACUGCUUAAGUACACAUUGCAGAUCAAAUAUUUGGAGUUAAGAUGUUAGUCUAUAUAGAUGGGUGAUUGUAACUUUAUUGCUAUUAUGAAAUUUCAAACUGCAUUUAUGCUUCUGUGUACAUGAAAUUUAAGAAAAAAAAAAUGGGCAAAAUAAUUAAGAUUGAUAUUUCUUUAAGUCUGCUUUGUUUAAUUUUGCUGUCUGCUCUCCUAUAAUGUUGAGUUCCUAAUUGUACACAGUUUAGUGAUAUCUAGAAGUAUAAAGUUGUCGCCCAUCAAUAAAAGUCACAAAGUUGGUUUAAGGUGUGUGUUGGUGUGGGUUUUGUUUUUCCUUUGGUGUAAAUUCUAGCCUUGAACUCCUAAAUAUUGCCUUGUGGCUCUUUUUACAGGGUGCAGGUGCUGUUGCUCAAAUGAAGUGCAGAUGCUUUUUGUCUUUUAACAACAGCUCCUUGGAACUUCAGGAGUGUUUCCAUUUGGCAUUGAGACGAAACCACGGAGGAGAGGCUGCAGCCUGUGGGGAGUGAAUCCUCCCCAUGUCCUACAGGAAGGCCUGACAGGAUGCCAGCCUUAAUGUUUCCAUGUAAAGUGAUGUUAGGUUUUUCAAGAGAAAGGAAGCAGCUCUGUCAGUGUCUUAGGUUGCAACACUUGUCUGUUGACAUGGGCUUCCCUCUUGUGUUUUCUGCCCAAACAAAGCAAGAAUUAGUCACCUUACAAAAGACAGGAAGCUUAUUCAUGGCUGCUUCCUGAAAAAGAGUAAAGUGAUGGUGAGUCCUGGGUGCAUUUACCAUGCAAGGCUGUGCUGGUGCAUGCAUAGCUCCUGCAGCAGGAACCAAUGAGCUGCUGGGGCAGGGCAAGCCCAGCUGACAUGUACAGGGCUUUCCUAUGCUGUUCUCUUGUAGGAAUGACUGUGCUGCUCAUUUGUUCUGCAGAACUCCUAUUUUUGUGCUGCUAGAAGAUGGAGGACAUUUAUCUGGCGUUCACUUGCAUCUCCAGCAGGUUGUGAAAUGGGCAUUUCUGGUAACGUAGACUUGUUGUGCACCUCUUACCAUUGCAGCAACUGCUUCAGAGACACAACAGCAGCAGCUUUGUGCAACUAUUCAUCUUGCAGUGCCAUGGCACCAUGAAAAAUGAGGAUUUCACACAUCCGUAUGUUCCAGCAGAAGGGGCAGGUGAUUGCUAGUUGGUAGUGGGUCCUUGCAACACAGGGUGGUUUUGACCAGUGUCAGCCAAAACUUUGAGCUUGUGGGUCGAAUACACUAAAGCUUUUCUGUUCAGAAAAGACCCACAUAGGCCUGAUGUCUAAGUUUGGAGACAAUAUAAAGGAACUGGAGCUCCCCUUAGGUGUUAAAUAUUAAAUGGAAUUGGAAAAUAUUGAAGGAAUAGAGAAUGCUGAAAAAAAAACCAAAAAAAACCCUGCAGUUUGCUCUUUGUGCAUUUGGUUGUUACAGGCAGGUUGCAGGUGUUGUUAAUUAUGAAUGAGUAAUGGCCAAGUGAAAAGGCAAGCAUUGAAAUCCUUGGUAAGGAGUGGAGGUUGCUCAGAUGGUAUUCAUUUCUGUGAUUUUUGGUAAGGAUAUUACGAAUGUACUUAUUGCUAAAAUCUGUCUUUCUGCAGCGUAUUGCUCAAAAGGGGAAAAAGCAGUACGAGCCAUGGGGCAAGUCUGAUGGACACACAGCACCACAGUUUCUUUUCCUUAUUAAAUCCUUCCAACCUUUGCAGCCCUCUAAUUAUUUGCUGUGUCUGCAGUUAUGUAAAAGAAGGAAAACCACCCCAAACUCCCCCAAAAUGAAAAUCUCAUGGGCUGAGAUGCUGUUAGAAAAAUCUCGGAGCACGAAUCAGGAAUGGUUUGAUGGGCUGGGGGAGAAAGGCUUCCAAUACCUGGAGCUCUUUGGGGGUAGGAGAAGUUGUGCCUUUCAUUUUUCAGUUACCUAAGAGAUUGUAGCUUUUAAUAAUUAAAGAAAUCGUGUUUCUUUUUCACUUAUUGCCAAGCAGAUCCCUUCCAAUAGGGCUCUCCCAUGUGUACAUGUAUGCAGACCACUGCAGAGGGCAGUGGUGGCACACUCAGAUGGGUUCCAUGUGUGGAUGACUCCGUGCAUCUGACAUAGCUCCUAUGGCACACUGUGAGUGUUCUCAGGGUGUUCUGGUG